CGUAUAUACCAUGGUAUAUACGUUCGUUUUGUUCGCUGUCUGCAUUUGAAACUUUUUAUUCUGUCAGAUUUUUUUUGCCGUUACGAUUGUUAAGAGAAAAGCCCCAUGUAAGCCCGACUUCUUUCAGGAACAAUCUUAUGCUGCUACCUCUACAAUGGCUUCUAAUCUCCCUCAUGAGUUUCGGAAAUUCAUGCGAAGCUCUCAACUCCUGGGACGUAUCUUGAGUGAGACAAGUCGGUCCUUGAAGGAAAUUGAUGAUGCUGGAUUUUUUCAAGGAGAGGAAGUAGAGCAAGAGUUGUUGGAAGUUGGAACCACCCAUCAGCUGGAACAACUGUCUCGUUUUCUAGAGGGUCGUCCAGUUCUGGUAGUAUUGGGUCAGUCAUGUGAGGCUAGAGCACACUUUGUGAAUGCUCUACUGGAAACAAAUUUACUUCCAACUUCUGGAGGAAACUGGAGGUGGGCACGAAUACUAUUUGGCCGAGUAGGUCAUGUCGCACUUACAGUUGGACUAGAGUUUGAAGUGGUCGAAAAGCUUCAAGCUCAUGAGAAGCCAUGGAGCACAGUUCCAGAAGAAGAUCUGUUACGGCCCUCUGAGGAAGAUAUGGCUGUGGAGCACUUAGCUGUUGUGGAGGUGCAAAUUUGCCACCCAAUAGUUCGAGAUGGAACAACGAUUUUGGUUGUUCCAAGUUUGGACCAUGCACAACCAGACGAGAGAGCUAGCCUCUCUCACAUGCUGCAGUGUGACUCUGUUUUACCUUUGUUGGUCUAUGCUAUGGAUCAACCCUCUUUAAGCCAAAACGAUGUAGCUGAGCUUCAUGAGCUGAAGCAGUUAUUGCCUGACAGUCCCAUAUUUUUCACGAUGGUCUCUGCAACCGUUGAUUCAGGCAGUGUGGCUCCAUCAAGUGAUACGGCGUUAGAGCUCACUGAGUCUGAACAACACGAAUUGCAGCAUCAACAGGGUGCUCUUCCGCCACGAACACAAGAGGCAAAAGACAGGAAAGACGGUCGACCAUGGAGAAAGGACUCUAAAACAGAAGCGUUAGCUCAGCAACUUGAGAGUUUAAGCUUCCUGACAUCUGAAGAGGCAUGUGGCCCGACCCCCAAAAAUGGUUUGCGUGGUGAACGUUUCAAUCGAAAAUCUUGCCUUGUUAGUGGGUUGGAUCACCUUGAAGUUUUAAAUCUGUUCGUCAGAGGAGUGCUGAGGUCCCACCUUGUGACUGUAGCAAUGCAUUUGAAUCAGGUUCAUUGUGCUAUACUUCGUAGAUUUAUAUUAUGUGCAUUUGACAAAGCUCGUGAAAUCCAAAUAACCCCUCGCCGCAUGAGGUAUGCUUUGGAAAAAGAGACAGAGCUGUAUCGUGCUCUUGUAGCCAUGGCCAGUGAAAAGCAAGCCGAGGUGACUGAUCUCAUUGCAAGUACUUUGGAAAGUAUGCAGUCAGAGCUGGUGGAAGAAGCUGCACAGUAUCAGUACAGAGGAGCAAGUCUUUCAUCAGCUGGUGAAAGCGGACCAGAGGGUACUCCAAGAGCAGUGCGCUUAGCAGCAACUGAAAUCCAGCAACUUGUUCUCUCCCGUCUAUCCCAUGCUGUGGCUACAAGACUUGUUUGCUCAAUGGAUUGUCUUCAGGAUUCUGUAGUGGGAACGCUCAUAAGAACCCUUUGCAGUCUUGAAAGAACGGAGCGUUCUGAAACUGGAGAAGUGGCAGACAUAGCAGAGCCUGAGCUUUUUGUGUCACAAGAUUGUAAAGAAACAUCUGAAAGUUGGGAUUUCUCCAGUUGCACUGAAUCUCAAGGGUUGGUUGUAUCUAGUAAUCAAGGACCUCAACUCGCCAGUGAUGCCUUGAAACAAAUCUUGAGCGCUGCAUACUCUGUACAACUUUCUACAUCAACAUCUUCCUCUUUACUUCAUGGAUUUCUGGAAAGGCUGAGACAACUUCUACACAGUGUCCAGCUGCCAUGGAGUGCACCUCCACGUCUUGAUGCUGCAUGGAGACGAAGAGUAGCCACCGAAAUGUUGGAGAGUUUGAGCCCCCAGCGACUAGCCAAGUCAAUCUCUUCUCAGUUUAGAGAUCGAGUGCGACUGUCGCACGAAGCAUUCCUAGCUGCCUUAAGGUCACUCGCCAAUCAUUACACUGGGCAUUUAGAAAAGACUGAGGAACAGAGAAUUGCUAUUCGCGGACACCAUGCCCCUAGACUAGCAAGAUUGGCACUUGAAACCACAUCUAUUGCUGAUAUGGUCCGAUAUGGUAUGCCUCAACUGGGAAAGGAAAUUGGUCGAGGUCAAUACGGUGUUGUAUUUUCAUGUGAAUCUUGGGGUGGAGCUGGUCCAUGUGCUGUAAAAUCUGUUGUUCCACCUGAUGACAAGCACUGGAAUGAUUUAGCUAUGGAAUUUUAUUACACAAGGACUGUCCCGGAGCACCCUCGAAUCGUGCGACUCAGAGGAUCAGUUGUUGAUCAUAGCUAUGGAGGAGGCUGUUCACCUGCAGUUCUACUUGUGAUGGAUCGCUUGACAAGAGAUUUGUAUUCAGGCUUACGCUCGGGCUUACCAUGGCUAACACGCCUUCGAAUAGCUAUUGAUGUUGUGGAGGGUAUCAGAUUCUUGCAUUCUCAAGGAUUGGUGCACAGAGAUGUUAAAUUAAAGAAUGUCCUACUGGAUUGUGAUAAUCGAGCCAAACUUACUGACCUGGGAUUCUGUAUUCCGGAAGCAAUGAUGUCUGGUAGCAUUGUUGGCACUCCAGUCCAUAUGGCUCCAGAAAUGCAUUCUGGCCAUUAUGAUUCUAGUGUUGAUGUGUAUGCAUUUGGAAUUUUACUAUGGUACAUCUGUGCCGGCAGUGUCAAACUGCCAUCAUCUUUUGAGCAAUUUCUCAACAAAGAGCAACUGUGGACAUACGUCCGUAGGGGAACCCGUCCCGAGAAGUUGGCUCAGUUUGACGAGGACUGCUGGCAGUUGAUGGAAGAGUGCUGGUCUGGGGACCCUGCUGCUAGGCCACUUCUCGGCUAUGUCCAGCCUCAAUUAGAGAAAAUAAUGGAAAGAUAUUGCGGCCAGAAUGGCCACUCUCAUGAACAUUUGGACGGAGCUGAGACUCCGGGAACCAGCCAAGUGAACGGGAAUGAAGGGUUGGCCCUGCCCUUCACUGGGAACGACCACUGCUCCACCCCAGCCACACCAAUGCCGGGGCCCGUCCCUUCGUCCACUGACUUUUGGCAGCAUGUGAGGGAAGUAUAGUGAGCCGAGUGGUUUUGGAUGUUGUGAUAGGAAUCUCAAUUAUUUCAACUCAGUGUACUUAGUUCCGAUUGUUUUUAUUCCUUUUAUGUAUUUUUAGUCAUCCAAUUUUCAGUGAACCUGCUUGUUCUGUAAGUUAGUCAUUAAAAUCCCAUUUUACUCAGAAUAAACUCAUUCUACAUCUACAUUUUCAAUCUGCGGAUUAUGAUCCACACUGUAGGUAGCAUUCCCAUGUUAAUGUGGCCUUAACUUUUUUUUUUUUUUUUUGAAUUGCUAUGAUCUGAUAAAAUAUUCUGACUAAUGCACAGUAAGUUACUCAUAUACAUUAAAGGGAAAUAAACCUUUAAUUUGUAGCUGAGUUUUAAUGAUUUUUGUGACCAUUUGUUUAAACUCAGAAGAAAUUUUAUUGUGACAAUCAACUUCCAGGAAAAAGGUGACAAUAAAAUGUAACGCUCCUUUUUAUCCCAUUUCUUCUCUUAUGUGAUAUUGGUUUGUAAAACUAAGAUAUUUGUAUGUGAGAAACCUGUAGAGGUUUAUAAUUUUACUGACUGACUAUUGUUCUUUAACUCUUGUAGAAGUCGUGCAUUUUUAUUUUGAACCAAAUGUCUUCCUUCCUUAUUUCAUAUUGUUAUAUCCUUUUGUGGUAGUUACUCCUUGUUGCUGUCCAUUGUAUACUGACAUCACAGGAAUGGAGCAAGUUUCAUCAUGGUGUUGGAAAGUCACCUGUUUACCUUCCCUAGUCUCUCUUUUGAUGCUACCACAAUAAUUUUUGUAGCAUAUUUUACUUUUUAAUUACUAUUAGUUCUUUGUUGUUUAUUUAUACAUAUGCUUAUGGCUUAGGAGUAGGUGUACAUGUUAUUAUUUUGUACUUGUUGAUUUUAAGACUGAUUCGCGCAUUUUGCAUUAAAUUAGAUUACCCUGUCAUAAGUAGGAAUUGGAUGAAUUAGACAAGUAAGGAAAAAUGAAGCAAACCCCUGUUCAGUCAGUUUAUUUUACACCGCAUGAGACAUCAAUAUGUAAAUCACAUUCACUCAUGUUGCUUCUUGUAUUUCACUCUGUUUUGAUCCUUAACACUAUUCAGUAUUUUGUUUUCUGUUGAGGAAAAAGUCCAGUUAUGUGCAUCAAGGUCCAUACUAUUUUAAAACAGUUAUGUUUUCCCUUGUACUCUAAUAAAGCAUAUUUUUUUUACUGAAGAACUUUGUUACAAUAUUUAAUAGUUUAAAUUUUCCUAAUGUGUUUUGCUAGCUACAGUCAUUGCCAAGAACAAAUUUGAAAAUGUCACAAUGUUACUUCAAGUCUGCAAUUGCUCCUUCAUUACUAUCAGGUUGAACUGGAUUGCGCAUAGAUUCUCUGUGCGCCUUUAAGAUUAAAUUACACUCUUGU
Thrips palmi is the source of this 4600-nucleotide messenger RNA. RefSeq names its product dual serine/threonine and tyrosine protein kinase-like. Gene Ontology annotation, molecular function: protein kinase activity; ATP binding. Gene Ontology annotation, biological process: protein phosphorylation. NCBI's taxonomy places the organism in Eukaryota, Metazoa, Arthropoda, Insecta, Thysanoptera, Thripidae. The coding region runs from base 155 to 3220 and encodes 1021 amino acids. The transcript has 15 exons. The record is from RefSeq and is a predicted model, not a curated record.